AUGCAAUGGGCGACAUUCCAUGGCAUGCCCUUCGCUAUUGGGAUUUCCAAGGGCUUCCCGCAGUAUGCCUCCAUGUCGGCGAAUGCGCGGACACUGUUCCAUUGCUGGCUGCCGGAUGCUACACACGUCCAGAUCGACCCGUCCUUGCUGCACUUUCCUCGCCACCAGGCCAGCGAAUGGGCAGAGAAUUACUACCGGACUUCGGAUGCCCAAAGCAGCAUUGUCAAGUUCGUGUCGCGUGAUCUCCGGUCCCGAGCACCGAAUGUCGUUAAGUUCCUAGAGAGCUUUGAGUUCGAGCUGACAGAGAUGCAGGACCUCCUGACCCAGGUAGUGCUGGGGGCAUCGAUUACAGAAGUCGCCUGCGAAUGGGCCCGCUCCAAGCGCAGUGUAUGGCAGAGGUGGGUUCCCAUUGAGAC
Messenger RNA from Symbiodinium sp. CCMP2456, 416 nucleotides. The record is from the annotation of a GenBank genome assembly. NCBI's taxonomy places the organism in Eukaryota, Dinophyceae, Suessiales, Symbiodiniaceae.